AUGAUGAGUAGUAUACAAUCAAAAAAAAAUUCAUCAUUUAAAUGGACAUCGAGAAUUAUUAGUUUUAUUUGGAUACUUCUUACGGCUUGUUUUGCUAUUCUUAAUAUAUAUAUAUUUGUCCAACCUCAAUGGAUUGGUGAUACAUUAUCAAGUCCACGUGCAGGUCAUUUUGGUUUAUAUUCAUAUUGUAUAAGUACAAUAAAUGAUUAUGAAUUUGAUUGUCAAGGAACAUGGACAAAUUUUUCAACAAUUCUAAGUUCACCAUUUGCAGCUGCUACAUUUUUUGUUGGUUUCUCGGCUUUACUUAUUCUUAUAUGUCUUGUUUUAUUUAUAUCUUUCUUAUUUUUACGUCCACGAAUUGUCUAUUUUAUUUGUGCACUUAUACAAAUAAUCUGUUCAAUUUGUUUACUUAUUGCACUUAUUGUCUAUCCAGCCGGUUUUGAUCAUGAUACAAUUCGAAAUGUAUGUGGUUCUGAUGCUAAUGAUUAUUAUCUUGAUACGUGUCAAAUACGUUGGGCGUAUAUCUUAGCUAUUAUUGCAUUUUUUAAUGUAUCAAUACUUGCAAUGUUAGGACUUUUUCUUGGAUUUAAACAACCGAAAAAUGGAACUAUGAAAGAAGUUAUUAAUCCAAAUCAUGUUAUAUCGAAAUAUGGAGAACUUAAUGAAGCAUUUGAUGAUCGUACGUUUUCAGAACAAACAAUACCAACAACAACUCUACAACGACGUUAA
This is a messenger RNA of Adineta steineri, 729 nucleotides long. Lineage: Eukaryota; Metazoa; Rotifera; Eurotatoria; Adinetida; Adinetidae. The record is from the annotation of a GenBank genome assembly.